Messenger RNA from Fusarium odoratissimum NRRL 54006, 823 nucleotides. RefSeq lists its product as uncharacterized. The record is from RefSeq and is a predicted model, not a curated record. NCBI's taxonomy places the organism in Eukaryota, Fungi, Ascomycota, Sordariomycetes, Hypocreales, Nectriaceae. The transcript has a single exon. Bases 328 to 639 code for a protein of 103 amino acids.
AUUUAUUAAUGCUGUUCAUAUUACCAAAGACUAACACAAUAGCUAUAGCACGAAAACAUGAUUGAGAAACGCACAGCAUCAUACCCAAAAGGACAAGCAGCGAAUCUUACCUACCCUAAACCUUCCACACCGCCAACAUGCAACGCUCAAACUCAACCGCUUCAAUCAUAUCAAUUCGACUGGAUCAGACACUCGGCGCACACGUAAUUACAUUCACGGGACUUACAUCCGUAUUCUAGACAAUUGGCGAAUUUGAUUGGCUUGGGAGCUUGAAAGCUCACCCUCAGAUGGACCUACAACCUACGGAAAGCUCAACAAAACCUACAAAUGAAUCCGUCUACAAACGAAGCCAGUACAUACAUCCGGAGACAUUCUUUGAGCCGCACUGAAUCCUCUCUCCCGAAAAACACCGAUAAACAUCUUUGUCUUGCAACGCGCCAUCUCCCGGUCCAGCUUCUUGAUAUCGGGUACAACAGCCAGCAUCACAACACCUUUGCACACCCUCAAAUGAUCUACAACACAUUAAUUGAGGCAUAUAGACACGUCGACUUCCCUCCUCCGACAUCCCAUUCCCUCUCGCCACAAUCAGGCCUCGUUCUAUCCCAGGCGGUAAUUCCGCAUCUCAUUCCGCGAAACUGAUUGGACGAACCAAGUGUGAUAUCUCCUACAGCAGCGAGGCCAGAACAACUCAAAAAAGCUACCCCAGAAACCGGUGAGGCCUAGCUACAGAGCGGCCCCGGGGAUCGAGGCCAACGCAGAAUAGCAUACCAUCGAACUUGGUAGCCUCGUGGGCGGGUAAUACAUUAUCGUGGCUAUCUGAGAG